AUGUGCAACAUCUUCUUGCUUGACCAGUUUGCACUCCUUUCGGAUUCUGUAGCACCACAACUGUGCCAGCGAACCGUGAGAGGAACAACGCCGCAUAAAGCCUUCUAUCCUGAUACGCAUCGAAGCCGAUGCUCUCGAUCUAGCUUCCUGGCCUGGCGACCAAAUACUGCACUACUGCACCGCGACAUGAUGGGCCACUCCGAAGAGAGAGACAAGAGAAGCACAGUGAUCUGGAAAGAUUUCGCCUUGAGUCUGGGGAGGAAGUCUGCUACAGCAUCGCUCGCCAAGUUCGUAGAGCUCUUGUACCACGACCUAGUCUCGCCUCGUCAGACCGUCCCACUCUGCGCGGGAGAGUAUGUCAAAAGCGAGAGCAAGAUCCGCCAGGCGAUGGCGCAAUGGACGAUGCGCCCUAACAAGCUAGGUAAUUGGAUCCAUCCUACGCAUAUGCGCACAAGGUGGCCCUUCAUGGCUAACUUCGCGGAAAUGGUCGUCCAGAAAUGGUCGGAAAGGCGUGAGAAUGUAGCUGUGAAGAUUUGUUGUCACCAGACAUGCCAUUCGAAACGAGAGGUCCGUUCUUCGAACGAUCCUUUGCUAACUGGGCACCGCCCCUUCAGACCCUCUGCAAUGUUUGUGGAUCCUUCGCAUCGAGGAGCAUUUGGUCACGUCUUCAACGACUUGACUGCUGAUUCAGAAGGAGGCAUAACGAGAACGAGGGCCUUGCCAUGGUAUUUGUCGAUAAUGAUGAUGCGUGAAUAUGAUGGUCUAUUCUCCUAUCACUUCCUCUUCCUGCCUGCUAUAUCCUACUGA
This is a messenger RNA of Pseudocercospora fijiensis CIRAD86, 807 nucleotides long. RefSeq lists its product as uncharacterized. Bases 1 to 807 code for a protein of 268 amino acids. NCBI's taxonomy places the organism in Eukaryota, Fungi, Ascomycota, Dothideomycetes, Mycosphaerellales, Mycosphaerellaceae. The transcript has 7 exons. The record is from RefSeq and is a predicted model, not a curated record.